This is a messenger RNA of Alternaria atra, 243 nucleotides long. RefSeq lists its product as uncharacterized. The transcript has a single exon. The coding region runs from base 1 to 243 and encodes 80 amino acids. NCBI's taxonomy places the organism in Eukaryota, Fungi, Ascomycota, Dothideomycetes, Pleosporales, Pleosporaceae. The record is from RefSeq and is a predicted model, not a curated record.
AUGUUCGCUUCUAACUUCGUUGUCAAAGAUACGAACCUCAAGCACUUGCACAGCAAGGGCAAACUUACUCGGUUCAAGCAAAACAACACAACUACAGCCGGCAAAUACAUGGGAAACAGCUUCAGCAGCAUAUGCGGGACGCUGAAGUACCAGGACAGCAGCGGCUACCUGGGUACAACCAUCCCGCGCAUUAAGGUGUUCGAGAUGGAUCGGUGCGCGUGGUUAGAGCCUGCGAAGGUGUAG